Molecule: messenger RNA, 690 nt
Organism: Rubroshorea leprosula
Lineage: Eukaryota; Viridiplantae; Streptophyta; Magnoliopsida; Malvales; Dipterocarpaceae
Source: the annotation of a GenBank genome assembly
GGAUUCUCUACUCUUACAUCAUUCUGUCAAUAAUAUCAUGUUUAUCAGAGAUGUAACCUACUAACUUCUGCUGCAUUUGUUGUACGGUAAGCACAUUAGAAACGAGGUUAGAUUGGGGCAGUCAGUGCCACUAUACCUCUGUUGCACAAUGCAGGAAUUCUGUAAAGGAUUGAAACCUCUUGGUUCUAGUUUCAAAAUUUUCAACCAAACAUGCCCUCAAUCAGCACAUGUGAGAAUAGAGACGAGUGAAUCUGCAUGGAAGAUUUGCGAGUUUGACUAGGGUGCUCCAUGUGAGCUUUAUUUUUGAGCUCAAGCACAAGCUUGAGCCUAGUUCAAUUAAACAUUUUAAGUACUCAAGUUUGAAAAGCUAAAAUUAGCUAGCCUAAAUUUGAGCUUGAUGGUAGCAUCGAACUGGACCCUGUUAGGUACAAAGAAAAACUUAAACAAUAUAACCGUAGCUAUAAAACUUUUCCUCUGCCUUGAAUUCAGAUUUGCCGGAUUAACAUCAAAGAACAACAGCCAUGGCCCUUUAUUCCUCUCUUUGAAAACUGUUCUCGAGUUCCCUGUUUCUGACCAGAUGGAUCAAAACAACCUACUCAUCUUUGUCUUCGUCCUCGUCAUAGUUGAAAGGCAGCGGUACAGACUUGAACGCACGGUAUUUGCCUACAUUGUUCAAGUGCUCAUUUUCCA